Zonotrichia leucophrys gambelii is the source of this 632-nucleotide messenger RNA. It is a transcript of the gene POLR1G, whose product is annotated as RNA polymerase I subunit G. The record is from RefSeq and is a predicted model, not a curated record. The transcript has 2 exons. The coding region runs from base 1 to 534 and encodes 177 amino acids. Lineage: Eukaryota; Metazoa; Chordata; Aves; Passeriformes; Passerellidae.
AUGGUGACAGCCCCCCCCGGCCGGUUCCGGUGUCCCCCCGAGUUCGAGGCCGUGUCCGGGGGGGUCCCCAUGGGGGGUCCCCAAACGGAGCUGUGGCUGAUCCGGGCCCCGAUGGACUUCUGUCCCCAAAGCCUCGAGGGCUGCCCGGUGCCCCUGAACGGCCUCGAGCGGCUCCGCCCCGGUGACAACGACACCAACGACGGUGACAGUGCCACCCCCGGUGCCACCUACGUGCUGCGGGGCGGCCCGGCGGCGGCGGGGUGGCACUGUCCCCUGCUGCUGUCCCCAAUGUCCCCAGGGGGGUCCCUGGGCUGCGCCCCCCCCAUGAAGGGGACCCUGAGCAUCACCCGCAGCUUCGGGACAGGCGCGGUGGCACUUGGGGACACCGCGGGGACAGCGCCACCCUCGGAGGGGACGGUGACACCCUUGGGGACAGCGCCACCCUUGGGGACAGCGACAGAGGGGCCGGGACCCCCCGAGGUGACGAAGAGGAGGAAGAAGAGGAAGAAGGAGAAGAGGGAAGGGCAGGAGUGACCCCAGGGUGGCACCUGCGGCGUCACCUUUGUCACCUGCGGCGUCACCUUUGUCACCUGCGUCACCGUUAAAUAAAUAAAUGUCCUUUAUUACAAAAA